Messenger RNA from Silurus meridionalis, 1510 nucleotides. RefSeq names its product purine nucleoside phosphorylase 5a (gene pnp5a). Gene Ontology annotation, biological process: nucleoside metabolic process. Lineage: Eukaryota; Metazoa; Chordata; Actinopteri; Siluriformes; Siluridae. The transcript is spliced from 6 exons. The record is from RefSeq and is a predicted model, not a curated record. Gene Ontology annotation, molecular function: purine-nucleoside phosphorylase activity. Bases 187 to 1065 code for a protein of 292 amino acids. Gene Ontology annotation, cellular component: cytoplasm.
UAAAGCGUGCUUUUUAUAUUAGUCUCUAACAUUAAACUUUAUUUCGCAAAUUAAGUUCUUGUUUAAUGGUUUGCGUCUACGUUUUUAGUGAUUCUCUUCAUAUACAAUUCCUUUGCUUACAUUAUAAUUUUAAAUCCUAGUAAUUCUUAACAAAUAGUCUGGUUUUUUGUUUUUCCAAAGGACGCAAUGUAUCCCGAGACUCACACCGGGUACAGCUAUGAGGAAUGCAGGGCUACAGCUGACUGGCUGUUGGCUCAGACUGCAGUGCGCCCACUUGUGGGCAUUGUUUGUGGCUCUGGUAUGGGCGGAUUGGCCGACACGCUAAAAGAUCAGGUGGCCUUCAACUACAAAGACAUUCCCAACUUUCCCCAAAGUACAGUGCAUGGACACGCAGGGCAACUUGUGUUUGGGACUCUGAAAGGAAGUCCAUGUGUCUGCAUGCAAGGCCGUUUCCAUCUCUAUGAGGGAUACCCCAUGCAAAAGAUCACUCUGCCCAUGCGGAUAUUUAAGCUGCUCGGAGUACAGACAGUGAUCCUAACCAAUGCUGCAGGAGGCCUCAAUGAGGACUUCAAGGUGGGAGACAUCAUGAUCAUUAAAGACCAUCUGAACAUGCCCGGAUUUGCUGGCAACAAUCCACUGAUAGGACCUAAUGAUGAAAGGUUCGGUGUGCGUUUCCCCUGCAUGUCUGAUGCCUAUGAUCGUGAGCUGCAACAGCUGGCUAUGGACAUUGGCAACGAGUUGGGUUAUGGUGAUUUUCUCAGGGAGGGGGUCUACUGUGUGCUCGGGGGACCCUCAUUUGAGACCAUUGCUGAGUGUCGCAUGCUGCACAAACUGGGAGCUGAUGCUGUUGGGAUGAGCACAGUUCACGAAGUGAUUGUGGCGCGUCACUGUGGAAUGCGCGUCUUCGCUCUGUCUCUGAUAACCAAUCAGACGGUGAUGGACUAUGACAGCGAGGAAAAGGCCAACCACGAGGAAGUUCUCGAGACUGGAAAAUCGAGGGCGGAGCAACUGGAGAGGCUGGUGUCCACCAUGGUCACUCGCAUUGGGCACAACAACUAUUGCUAAACAAAACUUAAAGGGGAGUUUUCUGAUCACCAGAAAAGUGAGCUAAACUUGAUCAUAUGCUCAGUUUCAUUUCUGUGAGAGAUUCAGCGUGUCAACACUGAAAACGUGUUCAAUGCAUUGCUGCAUGAUUGCUUCUAUACUGUAGAUGCGAUGUCUGGUGCGUUUACUUUUUAAAAAAAAAUUAUUUAAUACUCCUGAAGUGCACAAAUAUCAUUCAUAUUUAUUGUGUUUCUGGGCAUGUACAUUCCUUUUAGAGUAAGAGAAACAAGCUGUCAUAUGUAGAAUGUGUCUUAAACAAUGAAUGAUUGUAUAUGUCUAAUCUUAAUUCUAAGUAAACUAGUUGCUUUAUGAAAGCCCAUUGCUGUACAUUAGAUGUAGAGAUUGGUUGUGUAUCGUGUCUUUUUUGUUUUGUUUUUUUAACAUUAAAGUUUUAUUUAUUACUAUA